This is a messenger RNA of Acytostelium subglobosum LB1, 480 nucleotides long. RefSeq lists its product as hypothetical. Lineage: Eukaryota; Evosea; Eumycetozoa; Acytosteliales; Acytosteliaceae. The transcript has a single exon. Bases 1 to 480 code for a protein of 159 amino acids. The record is from RefSeq and is a predicted model, not a curated record.
AUGUUCCAAGAUGACAACAAGAAUGGCAAAGAUGAUGCUGGUGAACCAUGGGCAUUCCGAGGACGUGGCAACCUCACCAAGGCCGAUGGAACUGUUGUCACUUCCUUUGACAAGACCAAUGGAAUUGAUGGAGUCAUCAUGGGACCUCUUGAUGAUGGCGAGUACUGUCUCAAUGUUGAUCACAACUCUCCAAAUGAUUGGAAGAUUGGACCACUUGGUACCACUGGCACUGUCGAUGACAACAAGAUCGAUCCUAACACCAACAAGUACUGCUUCAAAAUCUCUGAAGAGACCCCUCUCAACUCAGAUGGCCAACUGGUAAUCAAGGCCGGUAUUGUACCAUUCGUUCGAAACUCUUUGAUCUUGUAUGGUUUUGAGGACAAGGACAAGAAUGGCAAACAAGAUGUUGGAGGGCCCUAUUCCGCUUAUGGCCAAGGCAAUCUUACCUUAGCUGAUGGCACAUUGGCCAGACUAAGUUAG